Molecule: messenger RNA, 5959 nt
Organism: Anopheles stephensi (Asian malaria mosquito)
Lineage: Eukaryota; Metazoa; Arthropoda; Insecta; Diptera; Culicidae
Gene: KaiR1D
Product: glutamate receptor ionotropic, kainate 2
Exons: 17
Coding region: 1034-3664 (876 amino acids)
Biological process (GO): monoatomic ion transport; synaptic transmission, glutamatergic; modulation of chemical synaptic transmission
Cellular component (GO): postsynaptic membrane; plasma membrane
Molecular function (GO): glutamate-gated receptor activity; transmitter-gated monoatomic ion channel activity involved in regulation of postsynaptic membrane potential
Source: RefSeq, a predicted model, not a curated record
AAUAUUUGACAGUUUGAAUCAUCCUCGAGUGUGUGAGGUGUGUGUGUGUGUGUUUGGGUGCGCUUGUGCUCGUUACGUGCUCAGUGACGUUAGGAGGUACUGUUUGUUGUCUAUUCUAAGCCUCUAGAUCGCAGCAGUAUUCUUGCGAGAAGAAGCAGCAUUACUUUUCAUCAAUCUACACUGCAACAAUCAACCUUAAUUCCUUGGGGAAGAUUCUUACAGACAACAGACCAGAGUUAAACAAAAAAACACCUCCGGACAUGAUUGCCGUAGUUGACUGGAGAGAGUAUCCUCAUAGCCCGAGAGCAUGUUCAGUGUUGGUCCUCCGAACCUGAUUGACGUUUCGCAGUGUAUGUGCAGUGUGAGUGUAGUAUGCGUGUGCAUGAUAUAAAGUGACAGAAACGCGCAACGCGUUUGUUGUUUUUCUAACUCAGUUCACUAACCUCCCAACAUACCAAAGCCCUCAGACAAUCGGUUCGCCGGAGUGAGGUUUUUCCCUCGUGUAAAAUGAAAUUUGUGUUCUGUUCAGUUUCAAGCUUUUCGUGAUUGUGUGUGCAGCUUUUCAGUGAGGAAAACGCGUCCUGCAAAAUCAAAACAUCAGCACACCAAUACUAGUGCACGUCCAUCAACCACGUUUAGCAGUGGUGGCAGGAAGCGGAGCGUAACAGCAUCAUUCAACCGAACCGUCUAUCCGUAGCUCGUGAGCCACUGGCGUAGUGCAUAAAUAACGUAAAGCGUGCUCCUUCCCCGGCGCUCGGCUUACUCGUCCUCCCUCUACCGCCCGUGUGCCACACGCACCCAUACAUGCGAACGUGCUAGCGUGUAGUGGUAAGCGCUGGGAAUCGGUAGAACCGGAAAAGCACGCAGGAAGGCACCGACGCAGUGAGCUGCCGCAGUGAAACGGACGGACACGCGUCCGUUUGCCGUUUCCCGAGCACCCCAGUAAGCCAGCUGGUGAGCCCAGCCGUGAGUGACCGAGCGAGUGUGUGUGUGUUGAGUGCCAUUCGGCGGGACCAAACACGUACACACAGCGAUGGCGGUGGGUCGAUUGGCUCACCGGCGUUGGUGGCACUACUAUUGCUGUUGGGUCGCCCUGCUAGCCCUGUACGGUGCACCCGUGCCUAGCCGCGCAUUACCGGACGCCAUCCGUAUCGGUGGACUCUUCCAUCCCGACGACGACCAUCAGGAGAUUGCAUUCCGGUACGCGGUGGAAAAAAUCAACUCCGACCGAACGAUACUGCCCCGGUCCAAGCUGCUGGCCCAGAUCGAGCGAAUUUCACCGCAGGACAGCUUCCUCGCAUCGAAGCGCGUGUGCCACUUGCUGGGUGUAGGUGUUGCUGCCAUCUUCGGACCACAAUCGUCACACACUGCCAGCCAUGUGCAGAGCAUUUGCGAUACGAUGGAGAUUCCUCACCUGGAAACACGCUGGGAUUAUCGAUUACGGCGGGAAAGCUGUCUGGUCAAUUUGUACCCACAUCCGAGCACACUCUCCAAGGCAUACGUUGAUCUGGUGGCAGCCUGGGGCUGGAAGUCGUUCACCAUCAUCUACGAAACGAACGAGGGCUUGGUGCGCAUGCAGGAGCUCCUCAAGGCACACGGACUCUCCGACUUUCCAAUCACCGUGCGGCAGCUGAGUGACUCUGGCGAUUACCGUCCACUGCUGAAGCAGAUCAAAAACUCGGCCGAAUCGCACAUCGUGCUGGACUGUUCGACGGAGCGAAUUUACGAGGUGCUGAAGCAGGCGCAGCAGAUCGGCAUGAUGAGCGACUAUCACAGCUAUCUCAUCACGUCGCUGGAUCUGCAUACCAUCAAUCUGGACGAGUUCAAGUACGGCGGCACGAACAUCACCGCAUUCCGGCUGGUCGACCCAGAAAAUCCGGAGGUAGCGCAAGCCAUCCACAACUGGACCAUCGGUGAGGCACGGCUCGGCAAAAAGGUUGACUUCAAAACUGCGGAAAACGUGACCGUGAUCAAGGCGGAAACGGCACUGAUGUAUGACGCGGUGCAUCUGUUUGCGAAAGCACUGCACGAUCUGGACACCAGCCAGCAGAUUGACAUUCAUCCGCUGUCAUGCGACACCCAGGAUACGUGGCCGCACGGAUACAGCCUAAUAAAUUAUAUGAAAAUCGUCGAAAUGCGUGGCCUAACCGAUGUCAUCAAGUUCGACCAUCAGGGCUUCCGGAGCGACUUCGUGCUGGACAUUGUCGAGCUUGGUCCGCAGGGUUUGCGCAAAAGCGGCACCUGGAACUCGACGUCCGGCGUCAACUUUACGCGCACGUACGGCGAACAGCAGAAGGAGAUAGUGGAGAUCCUCCAGAACAAGACACUGAUCGUGACGACGAUCCUGAGCGCACCGUACUGCAUGCGGAAGGAUUCGGCGGAAAAGUUAACCGGCAACUCACAGUUCGAGGGUUACGCGAUCGAUCUCAUACACGAGAUCUCGAAGAUCUUGGGCUUCAACUACACGAUACGGUUGGCACCGGAUGGACGUUACGGCAGCCACAACAAGGAGACCGGUGAAUGGGAUGGUAUGAUCAAGGAAUUGUUGGAGCAACGGGCAGACCUAGCCAUCGCCGACCUUACCAUCACCUUCGACCGUGAGCAGGUGGUCGACUUUACGAUGCCAUUUAUGAACCUCGGCAUCUCGGUGCUGUACCGGAAGCCGGUCAAACAACCACCGAACCUGUUCUCCUUCCUGUCACCACUCUCCCUGGACGUCUGGAUCUACAUGGCGACCGCGUACCUAGGCGUUUCGGUCCUGCUCUUCAUUCUAGCGCGCUUCACACCGUACGAGUGGCCGACGCCGAACCCGUGUGAUCCACACCCGGAAAAGCUGCAAACCCAAUUCACGCUGAUGAACUGUAUGUGGUUUGCGAUCGGUUCGCUAAUGCAGCAGGGGUGCGAUUUUCUACCCAAGGCCGUAUCGACACGGAUGGUUGCCGGGAUGUGGUGGUUCUUUACGCUGAUCAUGAUCUCCUCCUACACCGCUAACCUGGCCGCCUUCCUCACCGUCGAGCGGAUGGACUCCCCAAUCGAGUCGGCCGAAGAUUUGGCCAAACAGACCAAAAUCAAGUACGGUGCGUUGCGCGGUGGCAGUACGGCUGCCUUUUUCCGGGACUCAAACUUUUCCACCUAUCAGCGCAUGUGGUCGUUCAUGGAAUCGGCCCGCCCGUCCGUAUUUACCGCGAGCAACAUUGAGGGUGUGGAGCGGGUGGUGAAGGGUAAGGGUAGCUACGCCUUCCUGAUGGAGUCCACCUCGAUCGAGUACGUGAUCGAGCGGAACUGUGAGCUGACGCAGGUGGGCGGUAUGCUGGACUCGAAGGGCUACGGAAUAGCGAUGCCACCAAAUUCACCCUUCCGUACGGCGAUCAGUGGCGCGGUGCUCAAGCUACAGGAGGAAGGAAAACUGCACAUCCUGAAAACACGCUGGUGGAAGGAAAAGCGUGGUGGCGGUUCCUGUCGGGACGACACGUCAAAAUCGAGCUCGACCGCGAACGAGUUGGGGCUGGCGAAUGUGGGUGGCGUGUUCGUGGUGCUGAUGGGCGGUAUGGGCGUUGCGUGCGUUAUCGCCGUGUGCGAGUUCGUCUGGAAAAGCAGAAAGGUGGCGGUCGAGGAACGGGAACCGUACCAGAAAAAGCAUCCUAAGGAGUGUAGAUUUGAAUAGAUCUACUGCUAACGUUGUAGUGUAUGAUCAACUCCCAGAAAGGGGUUUUCAUUUAGCUCACCACGGGUACAUCGUGAGCCCUUUUAAUGAUACGGUUUUGCUUUUUUGCUACCUUAAAUACAAACCAUUACAAACAUUUAGUUACUGUACAAUGCUCAAGUAGAACAUCAGCGGGAGAAGACACAUCCAGGAGUUUCAAUCCAUUUGCUUCUAUGUUGAAACCAUCGGUAGACCAACUUCCUUUACCAACUUCAUACCAUACUGCUAGAUAAAUAAAAUUAGCUCAUCAACACUGGUAGUGGUGGUGAUGAUGGUAUUGGUUUCCGUUUCUGCCCGGACCAACUAGCCAACAAAACGAACAAAACGAAAACUAGCCAUACAACAACAAAAACGGGGACCCUAUAACACGAGAACCAGAACAUCCCCUUUGCCCAUUGUACCGAUACACACACAUGUAGCAGUAAUUUAAUGCUGAAAGGUUGAGGAAUUGUGGAAGUAAUGUUGUACAAUAUAAUCAUUUCAUUGAUUGUUUCAAAACCGAAACCAACAAACCAAAACUACAGCGUUUUGAUCCAUUUAGUGGAGCUGGUUAAUCAGUCAGUAGAAUCGAUUCAAAAUCGAUUGGAGAAUGUUGCAAGCUCGCUGUGGAACUUUGCAAUCAUAUAAUGGAGUUUUGGCCUAUCGGAGAAGUCCUCCAAACCACUCACGGUCUAGCGUCAUCAUUCAAUCCAGCAUCCCUGUCUUUUCAAGUGGACGCUUCAACGCCAUUACGAUUUCACGGGCUGGGUUGUCCGGUGCUAUUCUCCUAACAUGAUCAGUCCAUCGGAGUCUGGCGAGUCUAAUACGCUCUGUACUUAUCGAAGAGCUUUUCUUUGCAGCGUCUCCACCAUUGUCCUUCCACUCUUCCACGGGGCCAAAGAUCCUUCUGAGCAUCUUGUUUUCUAAUGAAGCUAAGAAUUUAACGUCUCAAAGGCGUAUGAGAGUAUUGAGACUAUAUAUGCUCUAUACAGUCCUAGCUUUGUCCAUCGCACCACCAUCUACCUUUCUGGCGGACAUUUCUACGGCUACGCCCCAUUGACAUUUGCACCUUCGAAGUAUCCAUUGAUCCAGGUGCAAAGCGGCCUGAGUCGUCAGGUGCCAUUUUUAUGACAUGACCACUCCACCGAAACCAAGCGAGUAUGAGCCGCUAUACAGUAGUCAAACCUCAGAUAGAGAGCGGUGCGAUCACCUAUCUCAACGUCUAUCUUCACCCCGUAUAUCAGCGUUUUAGUAGUGAGUGGUUUUCGCCUCAUAGAUCCAUCCCAAAGUCUUAUUUUUUUAAUUUUCGAUCUAUUGGAAUGCCUGUAAGGCAUAGCAAAAUCUCAGAUCCAGUAAUAUCAGAGUAUGCCAGGAUCACUGUCGACUUGUUGAAGAUGCGCUACGAAGGUCCCAACUCGUGAGUCUCGGGUGACCUUUUCUAGCGCAUCAGAUUGAAGAGCAGACUGUCGAGCGAAAUGUGCCCUCUUGUUUUGGUAGACUCAUGGUGAGAACAAUCAGCCUUGAGGGCUUUCUAUGCUUUCUACGCCUCACGGUUCUACCAUGAUUAUGCUUUCAUACGCGGCUUUAAAAUUAUUUAAGAGAUGUCCAGGGUGAAGGUGUUGCUAUUCUGCCAUCUUCUCCAAGAUUUUCACACAUUGAAGAUUUGAUAUCCGUUUCCCCACAUUGCAUACUGCUAGGGGAAUAAUUUUCAAAUUUUAAAUUACAACCAAACGAUUGAGUGACAUUUCGCAAUUUAUCAGUUUGACUGGUUUGGUCCUUAGGCUCGACCGAAAAUCCACAACAUAUUGCAAAUAACCUUUUCCAAACAUGCUGCGAGAUUCCAUUAUAUGAUUGCAAAGCUUCACAAUCCCAUUUGAAACAUUCGUCUGAGUGGCGCAACAGAAAACCCUGUAGAGGUAGAUUCCGCAUCAGCAACCAGACCAUUAGUAGAGUUGGUGAUGGGUUGAGCCAGCAGGCUCAAAGCAUGUAGAGAAAUCAUUUGACACGCCAUCAAACCACACUAUGGUUUCGUCGACGGAGAGAAAAGCAACUAAAUAAUUGUAGUGCGAAACACUUUAAGAGAGAAAAGGAAUAUACAAAAGUAGAACAUUCGCGUUCAUUUCGUUACAACUGUUAUUUACCUUUGUUUCAUUUGCCCUCCAUUACUUUUGUGUUUUGUUAUGUGUCUUGUUCGUUUCUGCUACUACAUCUUCUUUACUCCUUUUUAAUUUCUUUUUCUUUUAACUUAACCAUUUUUUUCUCUCUUUUCUCUUCUUU